Molecule: messenger RNA, 1995 nt
Organism: Drepanopeziza brunnea f. sp. 'multigermtubi' MB_m1
Lineage: Eukaryota; Fungi; Ascomycota; Leotiomycetes; Helotiales; Drepanopezizaceae
Biological process (GO): endonucleolytic cleavage in ITS1 to separate SSU-rRNA from 5.8S rRNA and LSU-rRNA from tricistronic rRNA transcript (SSU-rRNA, 5.8S rRNA, LSU-rRNA)
Cellular component (GO): nucleolus; 90S preribosome
Source: RefSeq, a predicted model, not a curated record
AUGGCCAAACGAAAGGCUGACGCAGAUAACCUAGGCAGUCUGUCUGCUACAAAUUCUAGCAAGAAGAUUAAGGCCAGCUCCUUAGCCGUGGAAAAAAAGGCCAACUUGCUGGACGAUAGCGAUUCGGGCAGUAGCAGCGACAAGUCCGACGGAGGGGCCCAAAUUGAAUUGGACAUCGACGAGCCUGAAUUUCAGGUCAACCAGGAGUACGCGAAGCGGUUCGAAUACAAUAAGAAGAGAGAAGAGCGACAGAGGCUCGAGGAAAAAUACCAGAAUGUUCCAAAGAAAAAUGGCAAUUAUGGUGACAAGUACGACGAAGACUCAGAAUCUUCUGAUGACGAAGAGGAAGACGACGAUGGCAUUCUUGUGACGGAGGAACUGGACGCCCAGAUUUCGACCGCUCUCAAUGCAAUCCGUAAUAAGGACCCUAGCGUCUACAAGUCCGACGUCUUAUUUUACACCCCCAUAGAGAACGAGGAGGAUCCGAAAGUUGAUGCAUCCAAGGAAAAAAAACAGAAGCCCAUGUAUUUGAGCGAUUACCAUCGGGAAAACCUGCUCAAGGGUCACACGGAGGCCGGCGAAGAGGAGAACGAGAUCCCCCGAACGUUCGUACAAGAACAGGACGAGCUGCAGAGGAAAAUUGUAGAAGAAAUGCAUGCCGCGGUAGAAGGUUCUGACGAUGAAGGGGAUGGAUUUCUCGUUGCGAAGUCGAAACCUCUGCCAGUCAGCCAAGGAAUGCACCCUUCGAGAGCAGCGAAGGUUAAGGUCAACCUUGACAUUGCUUCUGCUGACAAGAACCCGGAGACUUUCCUUUCCAAUUUUAUGGCAGCUCGUGCCUGGGUACCGAGCGACGGAGCACGCUUCCAGCCAUUAGAGUCAGACGACGACGAGGAGGACGAGCGUGCGGAAAAGUUUGAGGAGGCCUACAAUCUGCGAUUUGAAGAUGAGAAGGGAAGCAACGAGAAGCUAAAAUCUUUCGCAAGAGAUAUAAUCGCUGCUAAGUCCGUGCGAAGAGAAGAAGCGACAGGGAGGAAAAGGCAGCGAGACAACCUCCGCGAAAAGCGAGAAGCCGAAAGACAGACCCAGGAUGAAGAGAGGGCCCAAUUGCGACGGCUCAGGAUCGAGGAGGCCGAGGAGAAACUCAAAAAGAUCAAAAAAGCUGCAGGGCUGCGAGGAAAGACUCUGAAGAUCGAGGAAUGGGUAGCUUUUCUGGAUGACGGCUGGGAUGAUGAAAAAUGGGAAUCCGAGAUGAACAAGCGAUUCGGGGAGGACUACUACGCUGAGCUCGAGGCCAAAUCAGACGACGAUGAUAACGACGCAGGCAAGAAAUCCAGCAAGAAGGUCAAGAAACCGAAAUGGGAGGACGAUAUUGACAUACAAGACCUGAUCCCUGAGUUCGACGAACAUGUAUCCCAAAAACCCAAAUUCACGCUCUCCGACGACUCCGAACCUGGGGACGAGACCGAUGACCACAAUGGUGUACCCAAGAAGUCCAAAACAAGCAAGGAACGCCAACAAGAGAAGCAGGCUAAGCGGAAAGCUGCUCGCUUGGAACGCCAAAAACUGGAAGAGCUCGUCGACAGCAAGAUGGAUCUCGACCUACCCAGCAAAUCCAAGCAACCAACCCGUUUCCGCUACCGCGAAACCUCGCCCACCUCUUUUGGGCUGACGGCUCGGGACAUCCUCAUGGCGCCCGACGCGUCGCUGAACGAGUUCGCCGGCUUGAAGAAGAUGGCAACGUUCCGGGAUGCGGAGAAGAAGAGAAAGGACAAGAAGAAGCUUGGAAAGAAGGCGAGGCUGCGCCAGUGGAGGAAGGAAACGUUUGGGAACGAGGAUGGGCCCGAGAUUGUUGUGCUGAAUCCGGAUGCCAGUAUUUCCGCGGACAAGGCAGCAGAGGAUGGUGAGGGGGAAGGAGAAGGAGGCAAUAUUGUGAAGGGCGGGAGGAAGAAGAAGAGGUCGAGGAAGAAUAAGGGAGUUGUGGAAAGUGUAGGCUGA